Condylostylus longicornis is the source of this 8070-nucleotide messenger RNA. RefSeq lists its product as uncharacterized. Bases 1882 to 7707 code for a protein of 1941 amino acids. The record is from RefSeq and is a predicted model, not a curated record. The transcript is spliced from 17 exons. Lineage: Eukaryota; Metazoa; Arthropoda; Insecta; Diptera; Dolichopodidae.
UUAAUAUAAAAAAAGAUUGAAUACAAAAAGGUUGCGUGUAAAUAUAGAUAUGUACACAAAUAAUUAAAAAAUAAAUAAUAAUGUGUACUUUAUUUGAUUUAAAAAUUAAAGAGUAAUAUUGUUUCGUAAUGCGGAUAUUGGACUCAUUUUGUAAAUUGAAUUCUCAAACUUUCUGCGUAUAAGUUAAUUUUAUUAAUAUGAAGUUUAUAAAUAUCACACACAAUGUGUGUAUAGUUGGGUACCUAUAAAUGAAUGUGUUAAGAAAUCAGAUAUGCAAAUGAAAAAUUAUUGCAAGUAAUUGAAAAGGAAAUAUAUUUGCAUAUAUAUAUUGCAAUUGUUUGUAAUACAUUAUAUGGACAUUAUUUUAUACAUAUCACAUGAACAUAAUUUAAAUAUGUUUAUAAUCUUAAACGAUUUUCUGUGAUAACAUGGUACACACCAAUUUUAGCGUUAUUAAAUUUUUUUUUUCAUAAAAAAAAUAUUUUGUUUUUAUAAACACUUAUACGUAAAUAUAUGUAUUUUAAAGGCAUCAACUUGUAUAUACAAUGCUGCAAUUUAUUAUAAUAAUAAAAAAUUCAUAAAAUAGUCAGGAGCAAGUGUUCGGAACAUUUUGUUGCGAAUGUGUAACGUUAUAAUUUUGCAUAUAUGUAACUUUUCACAUUUAUAUUUAUAGUUGUGUUGUAGGUAAGGCUAAACAUAUUUAAGUACCUACAUAUGAUUUUAAAUCUAUUUUAUCAAUUUUAAAUUUGCAUUUUUUAAAUUUAUUCUAAUGUUUAGACAAAUAUUUUGAACUCAUUAAGAUCUUUCUCUUACAAUCCCAUAAAAUUAUAAUGAAAUUUUGUUCAUGUUUAAGAUUCUCAGAGGAAGUUUUAGACCUUCAAGAUGAUGGCUGUAGGCUUCAUGAUAAAUUUAUUUUAAACCUAUUAAAAUCUAUCAAAUAUAACUCACACAGAAUUUGUACUGUCAGUACAAUUAUAUUUAACAUAUUUUGUUUUUGAAUUUGUACUUUGGAUUCUGGGGUUCCACCAGAAUAAAAGUAUUGCAUCAUUGAUCCGUAUAAUCACAUAUGUUGCCAAAAGAUAAUCACAUCUUAAUAUAACAGAGCUUAAACGACUUGAAAAAUUGAUUUUUACGCUAACUUCAGAAGCCAUCGUAAGAGAUUUUUAAAAAAAGUUCGUAAAGUUAAAUGGUGAUUAAACGGAUUAGUAGUGAUUUUUAGUAAGGCUACGGACACAAGAUAAAUACAAUUUUGGCUUUUGAUGUCCUUGAAGGACGAUGAGAGCCGUCAAAACUAUAUAAAAAAAAUAAAUAAACUAAUAAAUAAAACAAUAUAUUAAUAAGACCUCUUUUCGAAAAAAUCUUUAUUUUACAAAUUGAAUAUAAUGUGUUUUUAAAAAAAUUUUGAUUACAUACUAUGAACCCGUUACUAUCUAACGGAUAUUUUUAGGUUCUAUAGAAACAUGAAUGAUCAUAGCGGAAUACUACAUCAUAGCCGAAUUAUAAAGCUCCUUUUCCUACACCACUUCACUUUGACAUUUAAUUAAUGCCGCGUUGCGCGUAUCUUUGGUUCUUUUCAUAUGAAAAUUUUUUACCUUCCUUUUUUUUGUAAUAUUGGCUGUUGCUUGCUUUUAAGAUAUUUUGCUCGAUUUUUCAACCUAAAAUGUUAGACAAAAAUUAAAUUUAACGUACGUCUAACUUUUCUAAAGCUAUAGAAAAUUUUAGUUGAAAUUGGGUUUUAAUAAAUAAGUAAUAAACAUUUUUAUAAUAAUAAUGGUUUGAAGAAAACGAACUACUUCAACGAAUUCCGAUAUAACGACGCUGGGUUUACCGCCUCCACCCUCUUUACCGCGAAGUCAAUCUAACAAGAAUCAAACAUCAUUUAUGUAUACAAAAGUAAGGCAAAGAGAAAAUUUGCCUGACUCCAUUCAAUAUAUCAAUGACUACAAACUGCGCGAGGAACAGUUUCUUGAAAAAUUGAAAGAAACAAUUGUUAAGGAUUGUAAAAUUCUGACGAAAAAAAAAAAUGAACUAACACCAAUAAAAGUAGCCACAAAAUCAGAUUUAGGAAAUGAAAAUUCUUCAAUAUUAUCUACAUCAAACGAUUGCGAUUCAGUGAACAAUAUUAUAGCUAAUUUGUCAACACACAACAUAGUUGAUCGUCCAGCAGCAUCGGAAGCUACUAUGGACAAAACUAAAAAACCAUUAAUGUCCGAUAGAAACCAACAAACUUCAUCAAUAACACCGCCUUUCCCCAUUUGUCAAAUGUUCGAACAGCAAAUUCCUCAAAAUUCAGAAAAUGAAGAAUUGAAAGAAGAAUGUGAAAAAUUCAUAAAGCCAUUACUUAAUCGAGCAAGUUCAACUAUAUCAGCUGCGUUAGCCGCAUAUGAUGCUUUUGAACAACUAAGUUCUUUGCAUGGUUUAAUUGAUAAGAUUUUAAAGUUAGAAGAGCAAAAUUAUUUGAUGGCUAAAUACAUUAGAGACGUUAAAAUGCUAUCUGAAUUGAAGGCAAUGCAGACUAAGAAUUAUUCAAAUGAUUUGUUAGACGAAUCCGAAGAUUUGUAUGCUAAGGAACUAAAUUUAACUAAUAAUGGUGGAUUGUUAAAUACGAUCUUGGCAGCUGGUAAUACUGCUUCAAGUAAAAGAAAUUUCGCUAAAAGGCAUAAUCGUGAGCGCAGUAAAUCUGUGUUUUGUGAUGAAAUCCCAAAACAACAUGCCGAAGUGACUUCAACGCCAAGACGUCAAAGUGCAUAUGCAACUAAUUCAAAUAAAGUAAAAGUUUCAAAAUGGACCAAAGUGAAGGCUGCUUUUAAGUGGGAAAAGGCCAAUGUUCAGUCUUUGGAAGAAUUAUCCAAAGCAAAUUCAAAUCAGUUAAAACCAAUUAAUAAUGAGGUCGCUAGAUACCUAAGAGUACCAGCGCCAAUCCCAAUAUCUGGCAGCUCUGUAGACAGUAUUUUGAGCACAUCUGCACCACCAACGCCAGCAAAUGUUAGUUCAGCCAGUUCACUUGAAGAUGUUCGGCAACUAUCCGAUGAAAGACGAGACUCUUCGAAAAGUGAUUCAAGAUUCGAAACUCAAUUAAAUAAUGUAGAGGAAGAAAGUCGUAGGAGUAGAUCAUUAGAUAGUGAUAUGAUGAUUUCUCAAAUGUCAACGUCAGUGGUAAAAAGUAAGACUCCAUGGACUAAAGUUAAAAAUAUGAUUCAAACACAUAGUGCGUCUUUCAAAACUACACGUUCCCGUAGCAUUAAGUCUAGUAAUAGUGCGGGAAAAGAUAGCCGUGAUGUUAGCCCAUCCGAAUUUAAUAUAGAUAGUUUGCAAUUCCUAUUAAACGAAUCACCAACGCAAAAACAAAAUUGUGAAAAUAUUUUGUCACCAUCUAGUUCAUCAACAACAGCGAAUUCACAAAAGUGUAAUUCAAGUGGCCCAAACAGUCCAGUCAUAAUAUCAGGGCUAGGACUAAACGAUUCUGUAGGAGGAUAUGAACAAAGUAAUGAAAUUAAAUCAAAAAUGUUAUCGAAUAAAUCAUUACGAAGAAAUAAAAAUAUUUCUGGAUUUGAAUCAUUACCUGAAGGAGCGACUAUUGACAUAAAAUUAUCAAAUCAACCAAAACCGAAUCCACUGAUUUUAAACUCUAAAAUGUUGGCAAACGAGGUUGAGUUUAGUGACAUUUGUUAUUUUCCAAUAAUCGGCCAAAAAAUUUCAAGUACCUCUUCAAAUAGGAAACACUUAAUGUCAGUUGGUAAUUCUUCCGUUCCUAGCAGUCCAUCUAGGCAUUCAGAAUUUUUUCCAGAAUUCGAAAGUGAAGAUAUGUCAAGCGGGGAUUUCUCUGAACCAACUACACCAUCAAGAAAAUUAUCGGAUCGUUUAUAUUAUCAGUUGCAACGAGAUGAAAUUAAUGAAAGAUAUUUAGAGCUUAAAGAAAAACUUAACAAAGAGUUUGAAGCGAAACGUCAAGAAUGGGAGAAAAUUCGAUUUUCAUGUUCAUCGAGCUCGUCCUCAGCUUAUCAGUUACUUCAAAGUAAUGAUUUACUGCAAACAAAUAAAAACAUCCCACCAAAGUUCUUAGAAGAGAAUUUGUCAGCAGAUUUUAAAAAAAAGCUACAUAAAUGGAGAAACAAGAAACCGGAAACUACUUCAUUAGUAACAAGAGAUAAUUUCACUUCUCCUUUAAAAGGCGAAAAAAUUGAUUGGAACUUGUGGAAAACUGGACAGUUAAAACUAGAAGGGCAAGGUUUGUCACCAUUGCCUGAUCAAAAAUCAUUACCAGAAGAGUUUCAAAAAAAAUUAGAUCAAUGGAAGAAAAUUAAAGAUGCUAGCACAAAUUCAAAUUCUCACAUUGAUACUCAAAGUUCGUUGAGAAGGUCAUCUGGAAAAUUCGGAAUCGGAAAAACCCACGAAACACCGAAAAAGUCAAAAGAUGAUGCAAAAUUUGAUAAAGAGAAAUUCCGUCUAGAUAAAGAAAAAUUUAAUAAAAGUUAUGAGAAAGAGAAAUCCGAAAAGCUUUUAAAAUUGCGGGCAAUUGUAACAGAGCCUAGAGCUAAGGAAAUUGAAGUACAAACUUCAGUAGGAGUCAUGAAAUUUGAAGGUAUUUCUAGAAAGUUUACAAGGAAGCUUUACGAAUGGGAAAAAGCUAAAGGAAUUGGACCAGAGUCAUCAACAUUUGCCUUUUUAUAUCCUGGAUAUAGGUCAGUUAUUUCCGGAAAAAAAUCCGCCGAACGUCGAUCAAAUGAACCUUCUCCUAAUUUGGGCAGGUCACUUUCCCUCGAUAGUAUAUCUCCAAUACAAUCGGUUCCGUCAGCAUCUCAUCAAACGUCUUGCCUAUCUUUAAAUGAUGCUGAUGAAUUCCGGAUUGAUGCAUCUUUACCAGAGCAAACUCGGAGAAUUUCUUCAGAUAUUGAGCUUUGUGAAAAUAAUUCUUUUGAGAAGAAUAUGGAAGAUCUUAGGAAUCCUCUCGGACUGUCGUGUAUAGAACCAUGUCUAUUCAGUACCCCUAAGGAUUUCUUAAUAAGUGCGGAACAAAACAAAAAAAUUGGAGCGCAUAAUUUAACUCUAAAUAAAUUUGAGGAAGCUAUUGAAGCCUUAAAGUUGAUCGAAAAUAAAUCACUAGAUAAUUUACAAAACGCUUUAAGAAUCCUUAACGAGUUGGAAAAUUCUAUUCCGGAUUUUGAAGAUGCUCUUGGGAGACUUAACAGUGAGGGCAAAGAGGCUAUGGCUCGCGUUAGAAAGCACGUUACAGAAUUAAAAAAUCAGUGCCACCAGUUGGACCAAGACGAAGCUUGCUGCCAAGAAUUAUUAGACGAGCGGAUGGAUGCAAUCGCAGAAAUACUCUAUAAUCUAAAACAAAACAUUAUUUUAGUUUCCAAUUGCGCACAAAUGAUAUCUUCUGAGCUAUUCAUACCUAAAAUAAACAUUACAUCUGAAGACGGAUGUAAAAUGGUUGAUUCUCGCAGUUCUAAUACACCAUUAAAAAAUAUUUCAAAAUAUGAGAAAUAUAAUGAAACAGAUAUCAACGAAAAAGAAUGUGCCACGCAAAUCCCAACACAAAAUAUUGAAUUCGUAAAUGUCAGUGCAAAAACAGCAAUAGAACCAACCUUUGAUUCAAAAAAUAAAAUUUGUCGUAAUUCAAGUAACGGUAGUCGCAAAAAAUCUCGCUUAAGGAAAAUGGGAUCCCGUCAAAAUAGUAAAACUGAAAGUGAGAGUACAGAUGACGAGGCAGUUAACAGUAAUGAAGUAGCUCAACGUCGACUAAAACGAAGAUUAAGUAGAAAUAAAAAAUCUAUUGAAGAGGACAAAUUUGAACUUGAUAUAAAUGAAAAUAUAACUACCAAUAAUAUCAUCCAAAGUAACAAAUAUUUCCCCACACCAGGGGGCGAAGACGUAGUUUAUGUUCUUAAAAUUAAACCUGGACAACCCAUAGAGCAGUCGGAAGUAUUUUGCAAUUAUGACGGUGAGUCUUCCAAAAUUUUGAUAUCUCCCACUGAAACAUCGGUUCAAUUAUUGAACAGCAAAUCUCAAGAAAAUGUGGAACUUGAACAACAAAAUAUUUUUGUCAAAACUAAAAGGAAAAUUUUCACUUUAGUGGGUAGACAAGCUUCUGAAACGGGAAGUGAUAGUGGAAUUGGUCCAUUAGCUGUGUCAAGGGACUUAGACUCUUCCACAACUACAGAAGUACCCGAAACUGAAGAUUCAUGUCGAGAUUCUAUUAGUCUCAAUAGCUUUUCAAAACCAUACAGAAAAAAAUUAGAACCCCCCAUUUCGAUAAAAAAGGACUUAAAUUCUUCUGAAAAAUCGACUUUUGCUUUACAUUCAUCAAAAGAACCAGGUCUUUCUGUUAAAGCAAUGAUUGAUGACUGUAAUCAAAAGUUGGAGACAAAAGCAAUAAGUAAAUCUCCUUUGAGUUCCGGAACUUGUACGCCUUCAAGUAUUCGAUCACCACUUUUAGAGCGCAAGCUUACUAAAAGUCAGACUGACAUAUUUAAUCCAAGUACUGAAAACAUAACUAAAUCCGCAAGUUUUGGAAGUAUUGUCUAUAAACAAGUAAUCAAAGAAGAAAUAUCUUCACAGCUCGAAGAUAGGGUAUGUCGUAUUUCAAAAUCUUUCAGUUUAGAAAAUAUCGCUAAAAAAAUAUGUAAUGAAAUGCAUUCGCCUAACAUAGAACCACUUGCUUAUGAUAGUUUAAAAAAUAUAAAAAAAGGCUCAGAGGCAAUUAACAACCCGAAACUUGAAAUGAAGUCCAAAGAACAUUUGUUUAAAAAAAAUAAGGAAAAACCAAUUAAUUUAAAUGUUACCAAAGGAGGUGCACUAAGGAAAAUUGAUUUAAAACAAAAACUUGAACAAAUAACGAGACGAAAUAGCUCAACAAGCGAAAGUGGGGAUAUAGUCAUAGAAAGUUUUAAUAGCUUCAACAAAUCUGACAAUACAAUUCCCAAAAUAACUAGAAAACUUGAAAAUAAAGCUACAACGCCAACAGAAAAAUCACACCCUUUGUGUGCUGAGUUGUGGCAUCCUUUGCUACCAAUUUCAAAUAAAAAUUAUUUUGACCAAAUUGAGUGCCCGACAACUCCGAUAAAUGAAAGAGCAGUAAAAUUAGCUCUUGCUAAAGAAAGGUUUUUGAAAGAAAUUCCAAAAAGAACUGCAUCAUUUAAAGAAAGUUUCGAUACCGAGAAUGUUAAUCCACGUUUUAGUCAAACAAGUUUCGAAAGCGAAUUUAGCAACGAAGCUUGGAAAAACUAUAACGAUGUAUCAAUGACCAAAGCAGUUUCAAACUCUUCUUUGGAAGUAAUAAAAAACGAUAACAAUUGUAAUCCAUUACCUAGAAGUAUUGUAAGAUCAGAAAAAUUUGCAAGUAAAUUAGGAUUCGCGACUUUAGCAUCAAAGUUUCGUAAAAAGAAACGUGAAAAUGAAGUUGAAACGAUAUCAAAAAUGAGCACUGUUUCAGUUUUAUGUCAACAAAGCUUAAUGUUAGAUGUUGCUCAGGUAAAUAAGGGUUUCAAAACAAGAAAAGAAGCUACUGAUUCGUUGAAAAAUACAGGUAAGAAUUAUAAUGUUAUUAAAUCUAAAAGUUCGCAUGUUGGAAGUUUUGGUACGUUAUUUAAGUCAAAAGAUAAAAACAAAGGCCAAAAAAACGAUCAAAAAGACAAUGGCAAUAACAAGGAUAAUAUAUUAAAAUCCAAAAGCGCUAUCUUAUUCCCAUUAUCAAAUGAUAAAUAGCGUUUUUUAAUAUUAAAAUAAAUACAAUUUCUUAUUUGAAAGUUUUUUGAUUUUGUACGAUAAUAAUAAAAAUCAAAUUGUAAAUUUUAUUUUAAAAUAGCUUGACACAUUUAUGUGAAUAAAUGUUUUCAUAAAAAUAAAUAAUUAAAUUGCAAUUGAAAAAAAAAUAAUUAUAUUGCAAGCUUUCUAAUAAAACAUUAAUGAUGUAUGUAUGUGUGUAUAAAUAAUAUACGUUAGAAAUUGACUUGAAAAUUUAAGUCAUCUGUAAUUUAUUUAUUAUUUCAAUUUCUUCAAAUUAUCAAUUGUGAUAAAGACGAAGUAUUACAAAAAGAAGUUGUGAAGUUUUGUUAUAAAUUAGCCAAA